Molecule: messenger RNA, 606 nt
Organism: Engraulis encrasicolus (European anchovy)
Lineage: Eukaryota; Metazoa; Chordata; Actinopteri; Clupeiformes; Engraulidae
Gene: rps24
Product: ribosomal protein S24
Exons: 6
Coding region: 116-514 (132 amino acids)
Biological process (GO): translation
Cellular component (GO): ribosome
Molecular function (GO): structural constituent of ribosome
Source: RefSeq, a predicted model, not a curated record
GUUAAGAUUUUUAGUCAGGCAAAUAUUUAGCAGCCUCUACCUCUGUUCAGGCAUUUCAUUGGCCGCCGCGGGGUCCUUCCUCCUUUUCCACAUCUCUGAGCGAGCCGACGCCAAGAUGAACGACACAGUCACAAUCAGGACCAGGAAGUUCAUGACGAACCGCCUGCUUCAGAGGAAGCAGAUGGUCGUUGACGUCUUGCACCCUGGCAAGGCCACAGUACCCAAGGUCGAGGUCCGGGAAAAGCUCGCCAAGCUCUACAAGACCACCCCCGACGUAGUGUUCGCUUUCGGCUUCAAGACUCAGUUUGGUGGCGGCAAGACGACCGGCUUCGCCAUGGUCUACGACUCGUUGGACUUCGCUAAGAAGAAUGAGCCCAAAUACAGACUGCAGAGGCAUGGUCUGUACGAGAAAAAGAAGACCUCCAGAAAACAGCGCAAGGAACGCAAGAACAGAAUGAAGAAGGUCAGGGGUACCAAGAAGGCAUCGGUUGGUGCUGCUGGCAAGAAGAAAUGAGGUGUCUUUCCAGUGAGACCGUCAGGGGAACCCAUCAUCCUGAAAAUGUUCUUGUAUAUUGUCAACAAAUAAAAAAAGCGGAAAUUUCAUAA